Neurospora tetrasperma FGSC 2508 is the source of this 2425-nucleotide messenger RNA. RefSeq lists its product as uncharacterized. Lineage: Eukaryota; Fungi; Ascomycota; Sordariomycetes; Sordariales; Sordariaceae. The transcript has 2 exons. Bases 1 to 2424 code for a protein of 807 amino acids. The record is from RefSeq and is a predicted model, not a curated record.
AUGAAGUCUUCCCUCUUGGUGCUCACGCCCGCCACGGCGGCUCUCGCCUUUCCCGACUGUGGUCAGCCAUGCAUUGCUCCCGCGCUCGACUUGUCCGGGUGCGCCACACUUGCGUGCCUCUGUGAGAGGACUCAUGAACUCCAGACCAUGUUCGAGUGCUUCAUGGCCAAUUGCAAUGCCCAAGAGUACCACCCUGCCAUCACGCGUAUCUCCAAUGACUGCAUCAAUCACGGCCAGGCUCAGUAUGCUGUCCCGAUGAGCUACAUCUCUGGCUCUUCCAAAGUUGCCUCUCCCUCUGUUGACCGCAUGCCCUACUCGCUCAACCCAACUCUGCGCCUUUUCACCACCAAUCCCACCUCUAUCAAGGAGAAUUGCCCUGACGGCAGUGGAAAUGGCAACGGCAAUGGUGGUUCCGGUCUCGGUGCCGGCGGCCUGCCUCCCGGUUUCCCCUUUGGACCUGCAGGAAGCGGCGCUGGUGCUUACGACAAUGGAGCUGGGAAUGGCGCUGGCAAUGGCGGAAAUGGUGGCAACGGCAAUGGUGGCAAUGGUGCUGGCUCUGGUCUUGGAGGCUUGGGUGCCGGAGCUGGGGCUUAUGGCAACGGUGCUGGCAACGGUGCUGGCAACGGUGCUGGCAACGGUGCUGGCAAUGGCGCUGGCAAUGGAGCUGGCAAUGGUUUCGGAGGCAAUGGUUUCGGAGGCAAUGGUCUCGAAGGCAAUGGAAACGGUGGUCUCGGCAACAGUGCUGGCAACAGUGCUGGCAAUGGUGCUGGCAAUGGUGCUGGCAAUGGUGCUGGCAAUGGUGCUGGCAACGGUCUCGGAGUCAAUGGCAUCGGCGGUCCCGGAAAUGGAGCUGGCGGUCUGGGUGAUGGUUCUGGUGCUUAUGGCAAUGGUGCUGGUGCGGGCAAUGGUGCGGGCAAUGGAGGCAAUGGCAAUGGAAAUGGAAAUGGAAAUGGAAAUGGUGCUGGUAAUGGUGGGAAUGGCGCUGGUGCUGGUGCUGGAGCCUUUGGUUCGGGAGCAGGAAAUGGUGCAGGAAACGGCGGCUUGGGCAAUGGUGCUGGUAACGGUCUCGGAAAUGGCGGUAGUGGUGUGAACAAUGGCAAUGGAGGCAUGGGAGAUUGCAGUGGCAUGGGCGGAGGUGCCGGAGGUCCCGGUGGCGGUGCUGGAGGUCUGGGCAAUGGUGCCGGCGGUCCCGGCAAUGGUGCUGGAGGCCUCGGUAAUGGCGCCGGCGGUCUUGGCUACGGCUCCGGAGGUCCGGGCGGCGGUACCAGCAAUGGCAACGGCAACGGCAACAUUGGUGCCGGCAACAGUAACGGCAACAGCGCUGGUAACGGUAACAAUAACGGAAACGGUUCAGGCAAUGGCAACGGCGCUGGCAGCGGUGCACCAUGCCCCGAUGGUAACGGCAACGGCAAUGGAAUUGGAAACGGAAAUGGCAACAAUGGCGCUGGCAAUGGAGGCAAUGGGAACGGAAAUGGUGGCAACGGCAGCAACGGCGGUGGUGGCGCUGGCGGCCCUCUCCCUUCACCCGCUCAAAUGCAAGGUCCCCUCGUCCAAACCAUCUUUGUGAUUGGAACUCCAAGCCCCGAAGCCAUUGUCCCGGGAUCCGGAGCUGGAAACGGCGGCGGUAAUGGAAAUGGUAAUGGCAGUGGCAGUGGCAACAGCAAUGGAUCUGGUGCUGGCAAUGGGAAUGGAGGCAAUGGCAAUGGCAAUGGCAACGGCAAUGGCAACGGCAACGGUAGCGGCAACGGUAGCGGCAACGGUAGCGGCAACGGCAACGGCGCUGGCAAUGGUGGUAAUGGCGGCAAUGGAAAUGGAAAUGGCAACGACGCUGGCGCUGGCAACGGAGGCGCUCCAGCACCUACCCCUUGUCCCACAGGUUCCGGUCCCUCAUCAUUCCUCGUCCUCACCAUCACCGUCCCUCAGCCUGCGCGAGUUGUGGAGAAGAAGCAAUACUGGAACGCCAACGUCAUGGCCUAUGGUGGUCCCGAUGAUGGUUCUGGCGCCGCACCGGGCAGCGGCGGCUCAGGAGUAGCACCAGGCAACGGCAACGGCGGCUCUGGAUCAGCGCCCGGCAGUGGAGGCUCCGGAGUUGCGCCUGGUAAUGGCAACGGCGGUUCGGGUGUAGCACCUGGCAAUGGCGGCAUGGGACCAGGCAAUGGAGGCUCUGGAGUGGCUCCUGGGAACGGCAAUGGUGGUUCAGGAUCAGCGCCAGGAAACGGCGGCUCUGGAUCAGCGCCCGGCAGUGGAGGCUCCGGAGUUGCGCCCGGUAAUGGCAAUGGAGGAUCGGGCGUAGCACCAGCAAACGGCGCGCCUCCAGCACAGGUCACCCAUUCUCUGGCUGACACCAACACGCCUUCUGUCGGUCUUCUGCUCAUUCCUGUCACGGUCAUGAUCGGCUGGGGAUCUCUUCUUCUCUUCGUCUAGG